Dama dama (fallow deer) is the source of this 3396-nucleotide messenger RNA. RefSeq names its product zinc finger protein 484 (gene ZNF484). Gene Ontology annotation, molecular function: DNA-binding transcription repressor activity, RNA polymerase II-specific. Gene Ontology annotation, biological process: negative regulation of transcription by RNA polymerase II. The record is from RefSeq and is a predicted model, not a curated record. NCBI's taxonomy places the organism in Eukaryota, Metazoa, Chordata, Mammalia, Artiodactyla, Cervidae. The transcript is spliced from 6 exons. The coding region runs from base 64 to 2916 and encodes 950 amino acids.
GCGCGCCCGCAUGGGCGCGCGCUCGCUCAGUAGCUUGGGUUGUGUCCGAUUCUUGGCGACCCCAUGGAUUGUAGCCCUCCAGGCUCCUCUGUCCAUGGAAUUUUCCGCAAGAAUAUUGGAGCGGGUUGCCAUUUCCUUCUCUUGGGGAUCUUUGCCACCCAAGGAUCCAACCAAUGCUUCUUGCACCUACUGCAUUGGCAGGCAGAUUCUUUACCACUGCGCCACCUGAGUGACCACUGUCUUGAAAGCGCACGGGUGAGGGGCUGGUUGAUCCAGAGCCCCUGUUUGAGUUUCCUGAGACAUACAGCAAAUUCCCGUUGGCUCUCUAUUUUAAACACGAUCUCUGCCCCUUUCCCAGAAGAGCCAGAAAUGACUAAGUCCCUGGGAUCAGUGUCUUUCAAAGAUCUAUCUGUAGACUUCAGCAGGGAGGAGUGGCAACAAUUGGACCUUGCUCAGAAAAGUCUGUACAGGGAUGUAAUGCUGGAAAACUAUUUCAACUUGAUCUCAGUGGGAUGUCAAGUUCCCAAACCAGAAGUCAUUUUCAACUUGGAGUGGGGAGAAGAACCAUUUAUGUGGAAUGACAAAACCUCAAGCCAGAGCUGUCUAGAUCAGGAUAUUGGUUUUGGAACAUCACAACAGGGAAUAUCUGAAGAUGUUUCAGUCUGGUUUGAGGGAAUACGUGUCUUCCCAAGAGAUGACCUAUAUUCCAUUUUAGAAGAAUUUUGGCAAGAUGAUAAACAGACAAGAAGAGAAAAGGAAAACCAGAACAAACAUUUAAGUCCUAUCAUCUUCACCAACAAGGAUAUACUAGCUAAUAAGGGGAACUGUGACUAUAAUAAAGACAUUGGGAAAAAAUUUCAUGUAAACACAAACCUUGUUCCUUCAAGAAAAAGACUCCAUAACUGUAACUCAUUUCAAAAGAGUUUGAAGCCUAUUGUAAGCUUAUGUAAUUGUAAUAGAAACAGUGCAACAGAAAAUUUUGAUAAGAUUAUUGGAUAUGUUAAUACUUUUAUGAAUUCUCAUACAGAAAUGAAUGCUUGUGAAUAUAAUCAAUGUAAGAAACUUCUGAGUAAGCAAGCUCUCAUUCAGCAUCAAAAACAUCAUGCUGGGGAGGACUUCCAUUUAUUCUCUGAUUGUGUAAAACUCUCCACCCAUAAGACACACCUUUUUGCACAUCAAAGGAUUUAUACUGGAGAGAAACAUCAUGAGUGCACCAAAUGUGAGAUGAUCUUCACUCAGAAGUCCCAAUUUGCUGUGCCUCAUGUUUAUACAAAAGAAAAACCCUACAUAGGCACUGAAUCUGGGAAGAAAUUUUCCAACUCAAACCAUGAGAAAACUCCUCAUACUGAGGAGACUGAUUAUAAAUGCAGUGCACAUGGAAAAGCCUUUAUCAAGAAGUUAGAUCUGUUCAGACUCCAGAGAAUUCCUACUGGAGGAAAAAACCCCUAUGAUUACAGUGAAUGUGGAAAAAAUGUCUCUAACAAUUCAAAUCUCAGUAUACACAAAAAAGCUCAUACUGGCAAGAAGCACUUUGAAUGUAUCGAGUGUGGAAAAUCUUUCACAAGAAAAUCAACACUAAGUAUGCAUCAGAAAAUUCACACAGGAGAAAAACCAUAUGUAUGUACUGAAUGUGGGAAAGCCUUUAUCCGAAAGUCACAUUUUAUUACACAUGAGAGAAUUCAUACUGGAGAGAAACCUUAUGAAUGCAAUGACUGUGGGAAGUCCUUUAUAAAGAAGUCACAACUCCAUGUGCAUCAGCGAAUUCACACAGGGGAGAAUCCCUUCAUAUGUUCAGAAUGUGGGAAGAUCUUCACUCACAGGACAAAUCUCAUUAUACACCAGAAAAUUCAUACUGGUGAGAGACCCUAUAUAUGUACUGAAUGUGGAAAGGCCUUUACUGACAGGUCAAAUCUCAUUAAACAUCAAAAAAUUCAUACUGGAGAGAAACCUUAUAAAUGCAGUGACUGUGGGAAAUCAUUCACCUGGAAGUCACGGCUCAGGAUACAUCAGAAAUGUCACACUGGAGAGAGACAUUAUGAAUGCAAUGAAUGUGGGAAAGCAUUUAUUCAGAAGUCAACACUGAGUAUGCACCAGAGAAUUCAUAAAGGAGAAAAACCCUAUGUUUGCACUGAAUGUGGGAAGGCCUUCUUCCACAAGUCACAUUUUAUUACACAUGAGAGAAUUCAUACUGGAGAGAAACCUUACGAAUGCAGUGACUGUGGGAAAUCUUUCACAAAGAAGUCACAACUUCAUGUACAUCAGCAAAUUCACACAGGAGAGAAACCUUACAGAUGUGCUGAAUGUGGAAAGGCUUUCACGGACAGAUCAAAUCUCUUUACACACCAGAAAAUUCAUACUGGCGAGAAACCCUAUAAAUGUGAUGACUGUGGAAAAGCCUUCACUCGAAAGUCAGGCCUCCAUAUACAUCAGCAGUCUCAUACUGGAGAAAGACAUUAUGAGUGUAGUGAAUGUGGGAAAGCCUUUGCACGAAAAUCAACACUCAUUAUGCAUCAGAGAAUUCAUACAGGAGAGAAACCUUAUAUUUGUACUGAAUGUGGGAAGUCAUUCAUCCAGAAGUCACAUUUAAAUCGACAUAGGAGAAUUCAUACUGGAGAGAAACCUUAUAAAUGCAGUGAUUGUGGGAAGGGCUUUAUUAAGAAGUCACAACUCCUUGAACAUCACCGAAUUCACACAGGAGAGAAACCUUAUAUGUGUACUGAAUGUGGAAAGGCCUUCUCCAUCAGAUCAAAUCUUAUUAAACACCAGAAAAUUCAUACUAAACAGAAACCUUAUAAAUCUAGUGACUUUAGGAAAGACUUUAAUUGGAAAAUACAAUUCAGUGUACAUCAGAAAUCUAAUACUGAGGGAGUAGAAUGCCCGGUGCCACAAUCAUGGGGUAGGGAUACAAAGUUGUGAGGAUAUAUAGCUUGACUAAAAAGCAAGAGGUAACCAAAGUAAAUUUUCCUCUAUCUAGUCAGAAGUAUGAAUAUCUGGAUCUCAUAGCUUAUGUCCAGUUUUAUACGUAUGGGCAGACACUUUGGAGAAAGUGUUUAAGCAGUGAUUAAUGGCAUGCUUGUUUACUUGACAGAUACUGGGAUUUUUAAGCACCUGCAACUAAUAGUACAUGUGCAAGGAGAUGACUUGGCAAUAGUUCUUAUUUCACGUUUUGGAUAAGCAGCUUUAUAAAUCAGGGCUGUUGAGUUGUUCAUGCCCUAUAUAGCAAAAAUAUUCAAUGUUGACCAAAGGAAUUUCUUGAGUAGAUUUCCAAGAAAAUUUUUCAUUGUCCAAGCACUCUAUGGACACUGAAAUCAAGGCAACAGUAUAGACAAUUCAGAUGUAUAAUAAAAAGAAUCUAGAAGUUUUUGUGAAAAUUGACAUUAAAGAUACAAAGAUGGA